AUGGCUUGUGGUGUAGCACUAAAACGCCCAUAUGAUUACGAAGCGUACAUAAGUCCAGACGAUGGCUCUGAUGCUAAAAGACGGUGUACAAACACGGGUUGUUCUCCUUUUCGCCCAUAUUUAGGAACUCUCGCUGCGUCACUACCGAAUGCGUCAAAUCUCUCUACGCCUAGUAAAUUUGCAUCUGGAGUUGCAAGCCACGUUCAACUAUCUCCUGGCCAGUUACAAUCCUAUCUGAAAGCUGAGGUACAGCUAGUUUGUGAAAGACUUCUUAAGCAGCAAGAAAUCCGCAUUCGUUUUGAAUAUGAAAGCAAGUUGAAUAAGUUGCUGGAAGAACAACACGACCAAUUUGUUCAGUUCACUAGGGAGCAGGAAAAGCAGCACUCAUCUUCUAACGCCGAAGAGCUGUCAUAUUAUUCUUAG
This is a messenger RNA of Enterobius vermicularis (human pinworm), 423 nucleotides long. NCBI's taxonomy places the organism in Eukaryota, Metazoa, Nematoda, Chromadorea, Rhabditida, Oxyuridae. The record is from the annotation of a GenBank genome assembly.